Triticum urartu is the source of this 900-nucleotide messenger RNA. Lineage: Eukaryota; Viridiplantae; Streptophyta; Magnoliopsida; Poales; Poaceae. The record is from RefSeq and is a predicted model, not a curated record.
UGCUCUGGAUACUGGAAGCUGCGGGAGCGGCGGGGGACCUGUAACUGAAUCCAAACACGGAUCGACCUCCGGUACCGCGCAAGGUCUUGCCUCCUGAUUACGUAGUAUAUAUGCAGCAGGGCUGGUAAAUUGUUUCAUCGGCUGGGCCGAGCAAAUCGUUCGUGGGGGCAUCGCAGAUUUUUGUACAGCGCCACGCCUCGAUCCGCGAUGGCCUUGCGGGUGUUGCUGAAGAAAUCCUACUCCGGGCUGGCCGGAUCUUUCUCGGCAGCAAGGUACUUGAACACUUCUCCAUGUCCUGAUGAGCUUGUUACAAGAAGCUGCUCAAGAAUUGGUGUGAACUCAGUAAACAUAAAUCACAUCAUGAAGUCAGCAUCUGUGCGUCCAGCUAUAGGGGGCGGGCAAACUUUCUCUUCCAAGACGACCACCAGUGGCAAACCUUCAAUUGAAUCACAGAUCAAAGCGAAUGGAGAUGCGUUUCGAAGGAAAAUAAGGAUUACUUCCAAUGCAUUUGUUGCUUUCGGCGUUCUGUAUUGUGGCGCACUUAUUCAUAAACGUUUGGAUUAAAGAUUAAAGACGCUGGUGCCAGGGUUGUGGUGGAAACCCUCGUACUCCAGAUAGAGCAGAGAGGGAUGGAGUCAUUAUGAAGGACGUCAAAGCUUAAAAAGGUGUUGGGUUCUGCUAUGUAAAUAGAGAUGUGUAAUAGAGUUGCUCAUUAGUUGGCUUAAAUUGCUAGUAUGAGUUGCAUUGUUAGUUCUUUAUAUGUCUACUAGACAAUUAUGUUUUCUUUUGAGGGUACUCCUCUGUUAAACAGAGAGAGUACCCUUUAUAGUGUUAUAAUGCGGUCGUUCAGAUGGGUACCACAUAUGUCAACCUUUAUUUGUGUACCCAUAUUUAUAUCGG